Molecule: messenger RNA, 1576 nt
Organism: Saprolegnia parasitica CBS 223.65
Lineage: Eukaryota; Oomycota; Saprolegniomycetes; Saprolegniales; Saprolegniaceae
Exons: 1
Coding region: 38-1522 (494 amino acids)
Source: RefSeq, a predicted model, not a curated record
GCUGUACGUAAACUCCCAUCAGAAAGCUGCUGGCCCCAUGAGCAGCAGCAACAAGCGCCAAGCCGCGGCCUCGCCGACGGUCCUCGACCUUGACCACGUGCUUGUGGCCGUCGUCCAGUGCAUGGCAGCCGUCAAGGACGUCAAGGCCUUCCUCGCUGCACUCCCGCCCUCGGCUCGUGGCAGCACGCACCUGGCCGCGCUCCACGAGCUCCUCCAAGCCCCGCACCGCGCCGUCCUUGCGAUAGUGUCAAAGCCUCUGGACGCGCUCUGGCCUCUGCUUCAUCUGGAUAAGAUCACGCCCGCAGCGACCCACCUCGUGCGCGACGCGAUGCCGAUCUUUCUUGCCGCCAGCGCUGGUACCUCGCGCGUUGCACGGCCACGUUAUCUCGACACUGUCGAGUGGCUGCGUCUGUGGAGUACCAAGCUCACACACUACACGCACGAUGUAAACGGCGCCGUCUUCGAUCCAUCGCGGCUCCUCAACGUCUUACGCCAGUGCCAUCAGCUCCAAGUCGUCGACCUGCGCUGGGCGGCCGACGGCCAUGAGAUUGUCGAGGCUGUCACGACGCCUUUGCACCGCGUCCGCUCUCUUAAAUUCGUCUGCUCGAGCGCUGCUUCGAUCGCGCUUGUGGACCGCUGGCUCGCUUCGGGCCACGCCGAGCACUUGGAGCUCACGCAAGCCGAGAGCCACGAAGCAGAGGCAAUGUUGGGUCCGAUGCUCCUCAAGACCACGGGACUUUCGAGCCUUGCACUACACUACCAUGAGCGUGGGGUUCUUGCACCGCUUUUUGCUAUCGCAGCCUCGUUCGACCGACUUGCGCGCUUGAGUCUCUCGAUUCCCGAGUCGGACGUGGCGUCGCUGCUGCCGUUUCUAAAGCACCUCAACAAGCCGCAGCUUCGCUCGCUUUCCCUCUACUGCCGUCAAGCUGACCUCACUGGACUCGUGGAGGUACUAGCGUCGUUCCCAAAACUCGAAGAGCUGGAGCUGUCCAAAUGUGCUUUCGGUGGGCGGCCACGUGCGACGAUGAUGUUGCCACUGACGCUUCGGCGCGUCACGUUUCGCGAGCUGACAGCCACCAAGGCAACGUGGGACGUGCUCGUCACUGGCUUGUCUCGUGCACACGCUCUCACUGAGCUCUCAUGUUGCUGGUGCCGACUGCAACCGUCCGUCGUCAAGGCCAUCGCAAAGGCGUUGUCCAACUGGAUCCAUCGCGGUAUCCGAAACAUCGCGUUGGACGCCUGCAACAUUGAUGACGACGGUGCGUCAGCGAUGGCGACGGCGCUGCGUCGGACGACGAGCCAAUCCGGCGUCUGCAUUGAUUUAUGUAAUGCCCGACUGUCGGUGCAAAGCUACGUGGCACUCGGAGACGCACUGACGACGUGCCGCGGCGUCUCGAUUGAGCUGCGACCGAUCGACUGCGAAGUGUUUCGCACCGAGGCGACGAGGCGCCGCAUCACGUACCAUGUCGAUAGCCGCACGAACCGUCUCGUGCUCGAGAGUCCCGUUCCGCACCUACAAUAAUUGUAGGCCUUUUCGUGUUUGACCAUUCCUGCUAUCGUACAUGUGCUCUAAAAC